AACAAUCGAAUCCACUUCAUUUUGAAAGACUGAACUCCGAAUUUCCAUAGAAGGAGAUUGUGAAGGAAAAACAGAUAAAUCGGUCGUCUCCCUUCGCCAUGGCGGCGAGAAAUUCGGUAGUGCAUCUUCUUCGGCCGCGACUACAAUUCUCCGGUGGGAAAUUACAGAUCUGAUUACUAAUUUUCAUAUUUACAUAAUGGUUUUAUUUUCUGCUCAAAUUCUUUCUCUUCCGAGUCAAAUUUGUGUGGUAGAACAUGUAAACAGGGUAGGUAAUCACUCUCCUGUACUAAAGAGUUAUUCUUUAAGAAAACCCACUAGAUUCGUCAGCCAUAGAUGCAUUUCAACUACUGCUACUACCUGUUUAGAUGAGAUUGAAACAGUUAAAAUCCAAGAAGAAAAAGAAGAAGUAGAAGAGAAGCGCAAGUUUCGGUGGGUUGAAAUAGGCAGUGAUAUUUCUGAAGAAGAGAAACUAGCCAUUUCUCAACUUCCUGUAAAGAUGAGUAAUAGAUGUAAAGCUCUUAUGAAACAGCUAAUCUGUUUCUCUAUGGAGAAGAUGAAUCUAUCUCAGUUGGUGGCUGCUUGGGUUAAGAUUAUGAAGCCCAGCAGAGCUGAUUGGCUUACAGUACUUAGACAAUUGGAAAAGAUGAAUCAUCCUCUUCACUUUCAGGUGGCAGAAUUGGCGAUUCAUGAAGAAUCAUUUGAAACCAAUUUACGCGAUUAUACCAAGUUAAUACAUCAUUACGCAAAGGAAAACCGAAUUGAACAAGCAGAAACAGUCCUUGCAGAUAUGAAGAGACGAGGGGUUGUGUUAGAUCAAGUCAUACUAACAUCAUUGGUGCACAUGUAUAGCAAGUCUGGAAAUCUUACUUUAGCCGAAGCUGUCUUUGAAGAAAUGAGGCUUCUCGGUACCCCUCUCGAUAAAAGGUCAUACGGUUCGCUUAUAAUGGCUUAUAUAAGAUUUGGUUUACUCGAAAAAGGAGAGGAUUUACUUAGAGAAUCAGAAGAAGGAGAUAUAUAUGCGGGAAGAGAAGUUUACAAAGCAUUAUUGAGAGCAUAUUCCAUGGCUGGAGAUUUCGAAGGAACCGAGAGAGUUUUUCGUUCGAGUCAACUCGCUGGAAUAGUACCCGAUGCUAAGACAUGUGCCUUAAUCAUAAAUGCGUAUAUGAUCUCGGGUCGAAGUGAAGAGGCCCGUUUGGCCUUUGAAAAUCUUAGACGGGCUGGCCUUGAACCGAAUGAUAAGUGUGUGAAGCUAAUAUUGGCUGCUUAUGAAAAGGAAAACCGGCUUAACAAAGCCUUGGAAUUUUUGAUGAAUUUGGAGAAGGAUGGGAUUGAGAUCGGGUUUGAAGCAUCCGAACUUCUUGUGAGUUGGUUUCGGAGGCUCGGUGUUGUUGAAGAAGUUGAAACUGUUCUUAGACAAUUUGCGACCGACAAAAAUAAGUUCGUGCAGUGAUGUGACUAGUUAUUUUUGUCACUU
Impatiens glandulifera is the source of this 1474-nucleotide messenger RNA. RefSeq names its product pentatricopeptide repeat-containing protein At1g01970. The record is from RefSeq and is a predicted model, not a curated record. Bases 197 to 1450 code for a protein of 417 amino acids. Gene Ontology annotation, molecular function: protein binding. The transcript has 2 exons. NCBI's taxonomy places the organism in Eukaryota, Viridiplantae, Streptophyta, Magnoliopsida, Ericales, Balsaminaceae.